Messenger RNA from Wyeomyia smithii (pitcher-plant mosquito), 2942 nucleotides. RefSeq names its product tumor necrosis factor receptor superfamily member wengen (gene wgn). The record is from RefSeq and is a predicted model, not a curated record. NCBI's taxonomy places the organism in Eukaryota, Metazoa, Arthropoda, Insecta, Diptera, Culicidae. The transcript has 5 exons. Bases 1239 to 2264 code for a protein of 341 amino acids.
GAUUCAAACAUCGUCGUGGAAUGUGUUUAGUUUGCAUUUCGAUAGGACUCCGAAAGUGGUUUAACAACCGCCAGCACGCGUCAUAUAGUGGCGCAGUGACAAACUUCUUCUGUCUUCCCAUGCUAGUAUGCUUUUGUUUUUAGUUUGACCCCGUACGCACCGUCAAGAGGGAACGACGAACCAGCCAAUUCGCUGCUGCUGCCUACGGUCAACCGUGGAUUGAUAUUGAUUACCACACCACACGGUACAGCAACUAGCGCGACUAGCUCUAGAAAACGGUGUUAUUUUUAGUGGUUUUUGUUCUACUUUGUUUUGUGAAAUCGAUAACUGGCUUGGAAAGGUGCCUAAUUUAUUUUUUAGCUGUAAUAAAAAAUGAAGAAACGAAAACAACUAGGUACGGGUGGAUGAAGUGUGAAUGAUUUGAGUUUCGGUUUAGUGAAGAUUGUAGAAACGAAUAAAGUCACAGUGUGCCGUGCAGGAAUUUUGCGGUACUUUGAAUAAUUGGUGUCAGGCACGGAAGUGCCGUACUUAAAAGUUGCAUACCAGGUGGAAAUAGUUUUCAGCUGUGCGGCGAAUGAACGUGAGGAAAACGUCCACACUGCGGAUCUGCAGGAAUUUUCCGGUGUGGGUUGGUUGCAAUCUGGUGGAAAUAAAUUUCGACGUUAGAAGACAGUCGCGGAGAAGUGCGCAUUGAAAUGAAAUUAUUUCCAAAGGUAGUUUCUCGUUAACUUGUGUCCCCUGAAACGCUUGACGAAAGGAAAACAGGCAUCCGGUCACGAAAGUUGAAGAACCUGGUUAUAAAACGAAACUAACCAAAAAAUAUAGGCGAACGAAUGCACGCAUACAAACACGCGACGCAGGCGGAUCGAAAUAAGAAAAAAACUUGUUUACAAAUCGAACCGGUGAAGAAUAAUAACCAUUUAUUACAUUGUGAGUGAAUGUCGCGUUCGCACCCGCACUCGUGAGCCGGCAGUGGCAUGAACUUCCGUCCUAUCGAAAGCCCCGAUCAGCAGCAUCGCAGGGUAGAAGACAGACGGUGAAACGUUUGUUUAUCAUUGGUGACAUGCCGCCAUUCAUCGCGCCGUCGGUUUGCUUUGAUUGAUCCGCGAUCGCGUUCGCGUCGAACGCCGGUAAACAUGGAUAGUGAAAACACACCCAAUAAUCAGCUACUAACGGAGUAGAGCAGAAAAAAAGCCGCCAAAACUCAGUCUGGAAAAUAUUUUUCACCUUCAAGGAACAUGCCACCUUGGAAGCACGGCACCAAACGGGAACACCAAAUCGGGUUAAAUUCUACUAUAUCUAGCACGUCAUCGCCCUUCAUCAUGUACAGAAGAAACAAUAACAGUAGGAUAAGUGAACGCCUUAGUGACACCUGCCUAGCAGACAACAGAUUACGAUGGGUGGUCGUCUUGGUGACCCUAAUGACGAUGCUGUCGACAGCCGAGGCGAUUUGCGACCCCGAGCGAUGGUGGGACCCGGUACAGACGGAUUGCGUUCCGUGUACGGUGUGCGGUGAACAGCAGUUGGUACUACGACCCUGCCAGGAAUACAUGGACACGGUUUGCGGGACUAUGAAAGAUCUGGAUAUGGAUCUUGGUCAGUUGGCUCGCGCCGAAAACCAUCACGAGCAGCGACACUGGAAUGAGGACCGGAGGCACCAUCGGCCGGAUCAUUUACACGGUCAAUCACACGCGGCGGGCAGCCAUACCGCGCAGCACCAGGUGAGCAGCAAACAGAGGGAAAACACCGAAGAGAUUAUGUGGGACUGGCAGGCGGCUUCGCUGUUGCUGGCGAUCAUCGGAUGUCUGCUGUUCUUCUUCGCCGCUGCCAUUAUCGCCCUGAACCAGACGCGCCAGUGGAGGCGAAUCGAGAAGCACUUCGACGCGGAUAUGGAAGCGUUGUCCGCCCAACUCAUGAAUCACCUGUCGAGCAUGCAGCAGCUCGAGAACGGUUCGAUCUUCCUAGACGACGUGAUCAGCAGCCAGAGCGUUGAUGAGCAGCGCCGAUUUCGCAGCGGUGCCGGGCUCCUCGGAGGUCAUCAUCAGCACCAUCGUCAUCACCACCAUCCGAUCGAAGUGCGCUGCGUCUACUUGGAUCAGUUGCUAGAUGAUAAACACACCGUCCAACGGCAGGGACCGGGAAAUCUGUACAUCGAGGAGAACAACGACCGGCUGUCCCCGAUCGGGGCUGGCAACGGUACUGUGGCAAGUGGCACAACAACCCGCCAUCAUCACAAUCAUCAGCUGCAGACCAGAAUGUACUGAAGAGAAAAAAAAUCAGAACAGAAAGAAACCAUUGUGCGUACUAACUACGCAUCAAGAUCAAACGACAAAGUCGAAAAAGAAGAAGAGAGAAAAAAAAACAUGUAUAAAUUGUAACAUAUUAAUUGACCAUUUGUACGCGAAGCACGGGUUGCAGUUUAGAAUCUGGAGCGAAAAGCAUUUCAUCAACUACCUGUCGAAACAUUAUGCCUCACACUUACUUACAAUGAACCAGAAAAAAAGAGAAGAGGAAAAAAUAACCUUAACAAUAAACCAGUAGAAUAGUUGUACAGUAGAAGGUAUUAAAAUUUGUAGGUUCUAACCUUGAUGCUAGUUAUGUGCCUUGUUUAAAAGGAGAUAAUUUUAAAUCAAAGCACUUUGAUUGUAAAUAUGACGCUUCUUAGCUUUAGUGAUGGCGUUCCAGUUUACCUUUGUUUUAAUCAGCAUCAGCAAUGGUAGCAGCAAAUUCCAAACAAUUCGGCUAGUUACGAUUAGUAAGCACAGCACUGUAAUAGUAGUAAGGAGAAAACGCGUGGAAUGGAUUCGAGAAUGGAUCGGAAUGUACCAGGUUGCUGGUUUUGGCCUCGUGAGGCGAUUCGUACGCGCUUUUUGUAGUUAUGAAUGGAGCAUGCCUGUAACGAAAUGCAAAUUAUUUAUCGACCCUGUCGAGCUUCACCUUCA